GGGCCUGAGGUCGUUGCUGGGGUCCCCCGGCGAGUGGCCGGGGAAGUUGGGUGCCCCAUGAGAUAGAGGGGCUUGAGGAAUAGGGACGCGCGGGAACCCCGGACCGAGCUGCACGAAGUCGGAUCUUGUGUAUUAUCUUGUGUUCAUACUUGAGCUGUGGGAUCUGAAGAGGGACGGGAAAGGCCCACCCUCCUUGGGGCUUUCGUUUUGUCCCCACAGGCCUCCUUUUUACACUGCGGAUGUUGGAACUUUGCUGCAUUCUAAGCUCUGCAGAAGUCUGAAAGCCCUCUCCCUUACAGCCGGAGACAAUUGAGAGAGGGUCCAGAUCUUACGUAAAAUGGAUGUGUCUCACACUAGAUGAUGGAUAUUAAGUAGAAAAUCUAUUUAGUAAAAUCUAAGCUGCCAUGGAAGAAAUACCAGUUAAAGUUGCUAUAAGAAUUAGACCUCUGCUAUACAAGGAAAUUCUUCAUAAUCAUCAAGCUUGUGUGAGAGUUAUUCCAAACACCCAACAAAUUAUCAUUGGGAGAGAUAGAAUCUUUACUUUUGAUUUUGUUUUUGGCAAAAAUUCCACUCAAGAUGAAGUUUAUGAUACCUGUAUAAAGCCAUUAGUGUUGUCUCUCAUUGAGGGCUAUAAUGCAACCGUUUUUGCCUAUGGACAGACUGGAUCUGGGAAGACAUACACCAUCGGAGGAGGCCAUGUUGCUUCAGUUGUGGAGGGUCAAAAAGGUAUCAUUCCUCGUGCUAUCCAAGAAAUAUUUCAAAACAUCUCUGAAAAGCCUAGCAUUGACUUUAAUAUAAAAGUGUCUUAUAUAGAAGUAUACAAGGAAGACCUAAGAGAUCUUCUAGAAUUGGAGACAUCAGUAAAAGAUCUUCACAUCCGAGAAGAUGAAAAGGGAAACACAGUGAUUGUUGGGGCCAAGGAAUGCCAGGUGGAGAGUGCAGAUGAAGUGAUGAGUCUCCUGGAGAUGGGGAAUGCAGCCAGGCAUACGGGUACGACCCAAAUGAACGAGCACUCCAGUAGAUCACACGCGAUUUUCACCAUCAGCCUUUGUCAAGUGGACAAAAAUAGAAAGGCAGCUGAAGAUGGAUCAUGGCAUUCCCACCGGCAUAUUGUCUCAAAGUUCCACUUUGUGGAUUUGGCUGGAUCAGAAAGAGUAACCAAAACGGGGAAUACUGGCGAACGUUUCAAAGAAUCCAUUCAGAUCAACAGUGGGUUGCUGGCUUUAGGAAAUGUAAUAAGCGCUCUUGGGGAUCCACGCAAGAAGAGUUCACAUAUUCCAUACAGGGAUGCUAAAAUUACCCGGCUUCUGAAAGACUCCCUGGGAGGCAGUGCCAAGACCGUCAUGAUCACUUGUGUCAGCCCAUCGUCCUCGGAUUUUGACGAGUCCUUAAAUUCUCUCAAAUAUGCCAACAGAGCACGCAACAUUAGAAACAAACCCACCUUAAACUUCAGCCCCGAGUCAGACCGUAUGGAUGAAAUGGAAUUUGAGAUUAAGUUGCUUCGAGAAGCUUUGCAAAGCCAGCAGGCUAGUAGCAGCCAAACUAGCCAGAUCCAUCAGGAGGGGACUCCUGAUAAAAAUAAGAUCCAUUCUCUUGAGGAGCAAGUCACUCAGCUACAAGGAGAAUGUCUGGGUUACCAAAACUGUUUAGAGGAAGCCUUUACCUUCCUGAUGGAUUUAAAAGAUUCUGUGAGACUAAAUGAAAAGCAGCAACACAAACUGCAGGAGUGGUUUAACAUGACCCAGGAGGUCACCUUUUUCAGAGGACACCAGGGCAUUGGAAACCUGGAAGAAGGACCACAGCAUAUUACACUUCUCCAGCUGAAGCGAGAGCUUAAGAAAUGCCAGUGUGCGCUUGCUGCUGAUGAAGUCGUAUUUAAUCAGAAGGACUUGGAGGUGAAGGAGCUAAAGAGUCAAGUGCAAAUGAUGGUGCAGGAAAACAAAGGCCAUGUUGUUUCUUUGAAAGAAGCACAAAAAGUGAAUAGAUUGCAGAAUGAAAAAAUAAUAGAACAACAACUUCUUGUGGAUCAACUGAGUGAAGAACUAACAAAACUUAACCUGUCAAUGACUUCUUCAGUAAAGGAAACUUGUGGAGAUGGGCCAGAUACCAGGAUACUUGAAAAGAGACCAUACACUGUACCAUUUGAUACUCGUUUGGGGCAUUAUAUUUAUAAUCCAGCAAGAUUGGAUUCCAGGAAGGUCCACACAAGUCCUUCUAUAUACUCUCUGGAUCGACUAGUUGCGGGAUUUCGAACACGAAGUCAGAUGCUGCUGGGUCACUUAGAAGAACAGGAUGAAGUCCUCCAGUACCAAUUUUCUGAUAACAGUGAUGAUGAAGAGUCAGAAGGCCAAGAGAAAUCAGAAAUUAGACGUAGAAGUUGCUCAUGGAUUCAGAAGCCAGGCUCUGUUUGUUCACUUGUUGAAUUGAAUGAUAUUCAGGAUCAAACACAGAAGUCAGGAUUGGAGAAUGAAGAUUUAAAGAUUGAAUGUCUCCAGGAGAGUCAAGAGUUGAAUUUGCAAAAAUUAAGAAAUUCAGAACUCAUACUUACUGAAGCUAAACAAAAAAUGAGAGAACUUACUAUUAACAUCAAGAUGAAGGAAGAUCUGAUUAAAGAAUUAAUUAAAACAGGUAAUGAUGCCAAGUCCGUAAGCAAGCAGUAUUCUCUGAAAGUAACAAAACUUGAACAUGAGGCAGAACAAGCAAAAGUGGAAUUAACUGAAACACAAAAGCAGCUACAGGAACUGGAAAACAAAGAUCUUUCUGAUGUUGCUUUGAAGGUAAAAUUACAGAAGGAAUUCCGUAGAAAGAUGGAUGCCGCUAAGCUAAGAGUCCAGGUCUUACAGAAGAAGCAUCAGAAUAGUAAGAAAUUGGCAUCACUGUCAAUCCAAAAUGAGAAACGUGCUAAUGAACUAGAGCAGAAUGUAGAUCACAUGAAAUAUCAAAAGGUACAGCUGCAAAAAAGACUUCGAGAAGAAAACGAAAAAAGGAAGCAACUGGAUGCAGAAAUUAAGCGGGAUCAACAAAAAAUCAAAGAACUACAGUUAAAAACAGAACAGAAAGAUCUAAAACCGAAAGCUGAGGACCUUGAUGCAUUUAAGAUGAAAAGGAGAAAAGGUUCGUUUGGAAGUGUAGACCAACUCCAGAAAUUGGAUAAGCAAAAGAAAUGGUUAGAUGAAGAAAUAGAGAAAGUUCUGAACCAACGCCAAGAAUUAGAGGAGCUGGAAGAAGACUUAAAGAAACGGGAGGCCAUAGUUUCAAAGAAGGAGGCCCUGUUACAGGAGAAGAGCCACCUGGAAAGUAAGAAGUUGCGAUCUAGUCAGGCUUUGAACACAGACAGUUUAAAAAUAUCAACUCGCCUGAGCUUGUUGGACCAAGAGUUGUCUGAAAAGAAUGUGCAGCUCCAGAGCAGCACAGCUGAGGAGAAAAUAAAGAUUUCAGAACAAGUAGAAGCCCUCCAGAGAGAAAAGGAUCAGCUGCAGAGACAAAGAAACAGCGUGGAUGAGAAACUUAAAAAUGGUAGCGUGUUGUCACCUGAAGAAGAACAUGUUCUUUUCCAACUUGAAGAAGGGAUUGAAGCUUUGGAAGCCGCAAUUGAAUACAAGAACGAAAGUAUCCAGAGUCGCCAGAACUUGCUCAGAGCUUCAUUUCAAAACCUCUCUCAUAGUGAAGCAAAUGUCUUAGAAAAACUAAUUUGCCUGAGUCCUGUUGAGAUUAGAGCUGUUCUUUUCAGAUAUUUCAAUAAGGUGGUUAAUUUGCGAGAAGUUGAACAGAAACUAAAGUUACAGAAUGAAGAAAUUAAAAUGAAAGUUCUGGAACGGGAUAACGUGGUUCGUGAGUUGGAAUCUGCACUGGAACAUCUGAAAUUUCAGUGUGACCGGAGACUGAUCCUCCAGCAAAAGGAACACGAGCAAAAAAUGCAGCUGCUGUUACAUCAUUUCAAAGAGCGAGAUGGGGAAGGCAUUGUGGAAACUUUAAAAAAUUAUGAAGAUAAAAUCCAGCAGCUGGAAAGAGAUCUUUAUUUCUAUAAGAAAACCAGCAGAGAUCUGAAGAAGAAACUCAAGGAACUGGUAGGGGAAGCAAUUCGGCGGCAACUAGCACCAUCAGAAAAUCAUGAUGCUGGAGAUGGAGUUCAGAACCCAGAAAAAGCUGGCAUGGUUUCAGAAGAAUUAAAAUGGGCAUCCAGAACUGAAAGUAUGAAAUUAAGUGGAAGGGAAAGACAAUUAGACAGUUCCACAAGCAGUUUAAGAACACAACCAAAUCCUCAGAAGCUCUGGGAAGAAGGCCCAGAAUUACCUCCAAUGUAUAGCUCUGUAGCACCCACUAGUGGGCAUUUGUUAAGCAAUGAGGACAAAACCGAAAUAGAUGAAAAUCAGUGUAUAAAAUCUAACAGUCGACCAUCAUCCCAAAUUCAGCCAGUCAGAAAUGUGGGACAGCUGCAUGGCAUCACACCUGUAAAGUUGUGUCGCAAAGAAUUACGCCAAAUUUCUGCCUUGGAACUAUCAUUACGACGUUCCAGUCUUGGAGUUGGGGUUGGAUCUGUGACUGCUGAUUCGCUUGAAGUAGCUAGGAAAGUGAGUGACUUAAAAAUUUAGGCAUUUAAUAAGAAAAACUUUAAUUUAGCAGAUGUGUAAGAUUCCUUUUUCUAACCCGUUAAAAAUUAAAGUUUAAGUUCACUAGCUCUUCCCUCAGGAUAAAGAAGAAGGGGAGGAAGCAAUCCUUUUGUAUACUGUGAAUGUGUGUUUUCUUCCAAGAUUUUUUUGCUCUAAAUAUUAUAUAAUAUAAACUUCAGUUUGGAAUUAAGAACUAAAUACUGAUUUGCCCUACAAAUACAGUUUGUACAUUUUCAUAUUUUUCAAUCACAGAAAAUAUCCCAUUUUACUAUUUUGUUACUUGUUAUUUUUGUUACUUUUCCAACCUUUCACUUGUAAAAUAAAGUUUUUUCUUGAACUAAUUAAUGUUUGAGUGGAACAGCAGCAAAACCACCCUGAUUUAUGGAAGUCUACUCCGUUAGAGUAACCCACUUUCUUACUGACUCCAAUUGUUCUUAUCUGAUGCUGCUAAUUUUUUCUUUUCUUUCCUCUCUUGCUGUCAACCCUAACCAUCUUACCUGGCAUGCAAACUGUUGCCCUGUGCUCAAACCAAAACGAACUUCUAAAUUGGUAAAUAGUUUUUAUAUCUCUAAAGUAUGGUAUUAAAAAUAAUUUAAAUUAUGGAUUAAAUAGACUUCUGUGGACUUACCUGGGAAUGGAACCAUAAUAUAUAAUGUCAGACAAUUAGAAACUGCUUCAUCCAGCAAAUUUACAAACGAAGUUAGAAAUUUUAUUUGUAACAGGGACUAUUUGAAGCCAGACUGGUUUUAAGCCAGUUUUUUUUUUUUUUUUUGUCUUUGGUUUGUAUGAUAUAUACUUAAUAUAUACCACAUAUAAUGUGUGAUAUGUGUGUAUUGUUGUUUUGCUAAAUCAUGUCCAACUCUUUUGUGACCCCGUGGACUGUAGCCUACCAGGUUCCUUUGUCCAUCAGAUUACCAGGCAAGAAUACCGGAGGGGUUGCCAUUUCCUUCUCCAGGGGAUCUUCCCGACCCAGGGACUGAACCCACAUCUCCUGCAUUGGCAGGCAAAAUCUUUACCGCUGAGCCACAGGGAAGCCUGAUAUGUGUAUAAAAUGGCACAAGGCCAGUAUCUUAAAAAAGCAUAUCAAUCAUAUAUUUAAUAAUAAGAACAGGUUUAUUAAUGAAGGUCCUAAUUUUAAAUUCCUUAUAAGAUUAAGUAAUAUUUAGAAAUAAUUCAUAUAAAAAUGUAUUUUGACUUUGGAAUUCUGCUGCCUGCCCAAGAAAUUGACACAUACUUGUUUUACCUGUGGAAAUAUAAAUGCAUUUUUAAAAACCAGCUCUCUAACAAAGUAAUAAAAUUUAUGUUAAACCAACAAUGAGUAGAUUUAAUAAUGCAAAUGUGAACUGACUUCUAAAUAACAAAUAUACAGUUUUUCCCCUUUUUGGUUAAACAUAUAUCCUUUAUAUGCUAUGAUGGAUUUCAUAUACAUAAUCAGACACACAUAUGUUAAGAAUGUCCUGAAUAAUAUAUUCUAGGAAUGAAACUUUUGUUGUUCUUUUUAAUCAGUGCACUCACAAAGGAAAAAAAGAAAAAUUUUAAGGCACCUCCCCAAAAGCAAGUACAAUUUUUCUUACAUAUACCACUAAUAAAUUUUAUUCUUAUUUCACAUGCUGUCCUUAAGUCAAUAUUUUGUCAUUGUGUUUGCCUUUUUGCAUGUGUAUGAAAUAUGUGGGGGUUUUUUGGUUCAUUAUAUUUUUUCCAUCUAUAACAGCAUUGGAAAGAAACAUAUUUGCCUCCAUAAACUACUACUUCCUUCCCUAACUCCAGAGUGUUGUAGAUAACAGAGUUGGAGAACUAUGUGAACAUGGGAACCGUGAGGAGCAAGAACAUCAGUGAAGGUGCUUUUGUGCUUUAAUGUUUGUUUUCUUUUGCUGAUGUUUUUUUUUUCCCCCUCAGUUCUUCAUAUCUUCAUGAAGUCAGGGUCCAAGAAGUCAGCAAAAAAAUACAUAUAUGAUCUUCUGUAAUGUGGACUUGAUUGCCAUUGGCUUGUUUGUAACAGCCCAGGUCAAUAAAGUGAUAAAUGCUAAUUUAAGGAUGGGCAUCUUAUAUUUUAAAACAAAG
This is a messenger RNA of Dama dama (fallow deer), 6671 nucleotides long. It is a transcript of the gene KIF27, whose product is annotated as kinesin family member 27. The coding region runs from base 405 to 4592 and encodes 1395 amino acids. The transcript is spliced from 18 exons. Gene Ontology annotation, molecular function: microtubule binding; microtubule motor activity; ATP binding. The record is from RefSeq and is a predicted model, not a curated record. NCBI's taxonomy places the organism in Eukaryota, Metazoa, Chordata, Mammalia, Artiodactyla, Cervidae. Gene Ontology annotation, biological process: mitotic spindle organization; microtubule-based movement.